GGUGUGCGAGUACCAGCGUCAGGAACAGGUGAAGGUACAGGUGCCUACCGUACGAGCCUUUACCGCCACUGUCAAGGUGUACCGCCCCGGCUGCUACACCGACACCCCAGAUUGUCUUAACUACGAGAGAAGGACCAAGUACCACACCGUGUACCGCGAGAGAGAGGAGGUCCACACGCAUUCUGUCUUCGCCUGCUGUCCCGGCUGGUCCAUGCAGGAUACAUCAGAGGCAGACGAGAAGAAGGGAGGGAAGCGUCACACGGAGGAUGAAGGGAGUAAUGACUACCCCGAAGGAUGUUUUAUCAGACUGGAAGAUCCUCCGGAAGAUGGUGGUCGAGAGAUAAGUCACGAGGGUCAGGUUUAUCACUUGGUCAACGGCACUCAAGGAAAAAAUAACAAUUCAGUCUACAAAGGUGAACUAUACCAGUUGUACAAGUUGGUCUAUGGCCCGAUGGAGAAUUCAACCAUCGAUGAUCUGUCUGCUCUUUCCUACCUUCCGCCACACCGAGAGGAGGGUAAUGUUAAAAGGAAGACUCAUGACUAUGCCAACGACGACCCAUCCGUACAGGACGCCUCCAGUGCAGGAGAUUUGGUCCUCCCUACACACCCACAGGAGCCUUCACCCUCACCAGACACCAGAGAGGGCGUCAGUCAACCCACCGUCACUCACCGUCGCCGGAAUCAUCGUCACAGGCGGCCCUUCCGUACUAACGUCCCCAAGCAAGGCAGCCGUCGUCGCCACCGCUCACGUAAUCACGGCCAUCGUCGUCAUCAUGGUCACCAGAGAGGAAGAUCGCCCACAAGACAUGACGAGGAUGUGGAAGUCAAGACGAUCUACUCUACAGGAGAGAACAACAAUCGUCGUCACCAUCACCGAGUGUACAGGAACAAGAACAGCACCGAGUAUGACGCCUACAGCUACACCAUCAUCAUGACCAACAAUAAGAAAAGUGAACAGAAGCGUAGAAAAGACGGUGAUGGGCGACCCGAGGGCGUGUCACCACAGGAACAAGUCUCACGGCUGGAGGAGGUGGUAGAAGCUUAUCCCAAUGGACCUCAAACUGCGUGUGGCCGCAUCUUCUGCUACAACGGUGGCCGCUGCGUCUACAACCGCUGCAUCUGUCCCCGAGGUUACUACGGCUCUCGCUGCCAGUAUGAUCGAGACGAGUGUCGAGAGAACAACGGCGGGUGUGACCAGACCUGCAAAAAUUCUGUGGGCUCCUUCAUGUGUUGCUGCAGCCCCGGCUACAGGCUCCUGCCCGACAACCGCUCCUGCCAUGACGUGGACGAGUGUGACUACCACAACGGCGGGUGCUCCCACGAGUGUGUCAACACGGUGGGCUCCUACGAGUGUCGAUGCGGCCCCAACUACCGCCUCCUGACCGACGGCCGUACUUGCAUAGGUGAGGACCUAUGUACCUCGAGUAACGGCGGCUGUGAUCACUUCUGCAACGACUCCUCCGCGCGGGUCGUCUGCUCCUGCCGCCCUGGGUAUGGGUUGGGUAACGAUGGGCGUGGGUGUGAGGUGAUUGACCCCUGUGCUGUGGACAACGGCGGCUGUCACGACCGCUGCCAGGUUGAGCAGGGGCGUGUGCGCUGCUCCUGCCGGCGUGGCUUCACCCUGGCUGAUGACCAGGUGUCCUGCGUCGACUUAGACGAGUGCCACACGCCUGGCACCUGCAGCCACCAGUGCCGCAACAUCUGGGGCUCUUACGAGUGCUUCUGUAACACUGGUUACCAGCUGGGAACUGACCACAAGUCUUGUUACAUGAUCGACAUGGAGGUGAUCAACUCGUGCCUGGAGAACAACGGUGGCUGUCAACACAUGUGUCGUCAUGGCGCUGGUGGUGCCGUCUGUACAUGUCAUCCGGGUUACUUGCUCCAACCUGACCGUCGCAGCUGUCAGGACGAGGACGAGUGUGAGGCGAGAACUCACCGCUGUCAACAGGAGUGUGUCAACACAGCCGGUGGUUAUGCCUGUGCCUGCACUCAGGGCUACACUCUGAGUGCUGACACAUUCACUUGUACUGACGUGAACGAGUGUGAGCGAGAGAACGGCGGGUGUGAGCACGAGUGCCACAACACCCAGGGCUCCUUUGUCUGUUCCUGCCGCAGGGGUUAUGUUCUAGUCAACCGCAUUCACUGUGACAUGGUCAACUAUGACUACACGGAUGAGGACGACGACGAUGAUGACUCCACGUCCCUGGGAGAAAGUGAGGACCUGGUCCUAAGCACGAUCCUGGAGGAUGACUCUUCGGUGUUGGGGGACACAUCAUCCUCUUCCUAUGACACGUGGAACGACAGCACCUAUGCUGAGCAUGCCAAGGUCACCACCAUACUCACUCGCUGUACCCCGGGACACUUCGGGCCCAACUGUACCCUGACCUGUGUUGACUGUCCUGGCGAGUGUGACUCGUCGGGCUGUGUGUGUCCCAUGGGCAGGACCGGCCCCACCUGCUCCCUCACCUGCUCAACAGGAUCCUAUGGUGCAGGCUGUAACAAGAAGUCACUACAGGUGUGUCGAUGCGAGAAUGGCGGCACGUGUGAUCCUGUGUCCGGAAACUGCACAUGUCCACCUGGCGUAUCUGGCGACCUGUGUCAAGAUGGAUGUCCUGCAGGGUACUUCGGUGGGCAGUGUGAGCGGCGGUGCCCCAUGAUGUGCCCCAACAUGCGCUGCAACAGAGUCUUCGGCUUCUGUGAGUGUGAUCCAGGACGCUUCGGGCCCAAGUGUAACAUGCCCUGCCCGGCCCUCACCUGGGGCCCUAACUGCCGCCAUCAGUGCCAGUGCCAGGCUCGCACCACUGCUAAGUGUCAUGCUGAGAGCGGUGUGUGCGAGUGUAAACCUGGAUAUGUGGGUCCUGACUGCUCCAAGGAGUGCCCGGCUGGCCGAUGGGGUGCUGGGUGCCUGCACGAAUGUCAAUGUGCUAGUGAUGCCACUUGCCACCCUGCUACAGGUGUCUGCGUCCAGGACUGUCCGUCAGGCUUCACUGGGCUCGACUGUAACACACCAUGUGAGGCUGGUCACUAUGGUCCGGGAUGUAUGAAGACCUGUAUGUGUGGACUACGGUCGUGUGACCCGGCCACUGGUGUCUGUGUCUGUCCUGCCGGCACACACGGCGCUAACUGUCUCCAGCCUUGUCCAGAGGGCCAAUGGGGCCAGAGCUGCCAGAUGAAGUGUAACUGCAUGAACGGUGCCUCCUGUGAUCAUGUCAGUGGGAAGUGCCACUGCACGUCAGGCUUUGUCGGUCCGGCGUGUGAGACGCAGUGUCCUGCUGGCAGGUUUGGUGUGGACUGUGGCGAGACCUGCAGCUGCCUCAAUGGCGCCUCCUGCCAUCACCUCACCGGCAGGUGUGAGUGUCUACCAGGAUUUACUGGCCCCAGCUGCGGCCAACCGUGUCCACUGGGAAGAUAUGGCCGAGAUUGUGUGCAUAUGUGCCACUGCGACAACAGUGGCGGUUGUGACCGUGUGACCGGCGAGUGUGCGUGUGCCCCUGGCUGGCGAGGACUUCAGUGCAAGCUCCCGUGCGAGACUGGCAGCUAUGGGUCUGGUUGUGCCAUGAACUGCAGCUGUGCCAACGGUGCCAAAUGUGACCACAUCUCCGGCGCCUGCAUGUGCCAACCAGGUUGGCGUGGCACCUUCUGCUCCCGCCCUUGUCCUGACGGGUUCUGGGGUCCUGACUGUCACCACCAUUGUGGCUGUGAUACUGGUGCCACUUGUGACCCUGCCACGGGUGCCUGCGUCUGUCCCCCCGGCAAGCAUGGUCAACACUGCUCCAAGACUUGUUCAGGUGACCGCUGGGGUAGUGACUGCCAGAAUGUGUGUCUCUGCCACAAUGGGGGCACCUGUGACCGUGUGACUGGCGCCUGUGUGUGUCCACCUGGAUUCAUUGGUGCCACUUGUCAGGACAGAUGUCCCACAGGAACCUAUGGCAGUGGCUGUCAACACACCUGCCUCUGUCAGCAUGGCGCCGGCUGUCAGCAUGACACUGGUACCUGUGUAUGUCCACCAGGUUUCUCCGGUACAUACUGUGAGACAGGGUGUGAGUCAGGCAGGUAUGGCCCCGGGUGUGUGCUGGAGUGUCAGUGUGAACACAGCGCCCAGUGUGAUCCUGUCACGGGGGCCUGCAAGUGUACCCCAGGCUGGCGCGGCCAACACUGCCACAAACCCUGCCUUAAAGGUUUCUGGGGCGGUGAUUGCGAGCAGGUGUGUGACUGUGAGCACGGCACUAACUGUCACCCAGUUACAGGCGAGUGCCAGUGCCCUGCUGGCUUCACCGGAGACAGGUGCCAGUUUAUUUGUCCUCUUGGGUUUUUCGGGGUAGACUGUAGUGAGCGGUGCAGGUGCGAGGCUCACCAGUCCUGUGACCACAUGACCGGCGCCUGCAGCUGUACCCCAGGGCGCCAGGGUCACCAGUGUCACGAGUAUUGUGCCGAGGGAUGGUGGGGGGAGGAGUGCCGCCAGGAGUGUGAGUGUGCUAGGUCAUCCCUCUGUGACCCGGUCACUGGUGAGUGUUUCUGUCCUGCAGGUCUCCGAGGACGCAAUUGUCGAAGAGGUUGUCCCCGCGGUAAAUAUGGCGUCGACUGUAAACAGAAGUGUAAGUGUGAGAACGGCGGGACGUGUGACCCAGUGAGUGGACAGUGUCAGUGUCGCGAUGGUUACUACGGCCCCACCUGCUCCGUCCCCUGCCCUGCCGGCACCUUUGGCUCUGGCUGUAACGAGACCUGUGGGUGUGAGCACGGGGGUGUGUGUACCAGGUCCGGGGAGUGUAGGUGCCCCGCGGGGUACGCAGGACAGCACUGUGAAACGAUCUGCCCCCAAAACACCUGGGGCCUCCGCUGUUCCUCCACCUGCCUUUGCCGCAACGACGCCAUCUGCCACCCAGCCACUGGGGAAUGUCAGUGUGGCAUCGGUUGGACGGGUCCAGACUGUAGCCAGGCAUGUGGCCCAGGACGCUAUGGUCCCAAUUGUCAACUGGACUGUGCCUGCCACCACAAUGUGUCCUGUGACAGGUUCUCAGGCUGUUGUGAAUGUGGCCCGGGCCGCUAUGGCCGCUACUGUGAACUAGAGUGCCCGGCUGGGUUCUACGGUAUCUACUGCAUAAGUGUGUGCGAGUGCCACAACGGUGCCACCUGUGACUCCCAGACUGGUCAAUGCCGCUGUGCACCUGGUUUUACCGGCGACACCUGUGCUGAUGUUUGUCCCCCAGGGAAGUUCGGACGUCACUGUAACGAGAAGUGUGAGUGUGGGGAGUACCCGUGUGACAGGGAGACCGGAGAGUGUCAGUGCCCGCCUGGCUUCAAGGGAGAAUACUGUGCUAUGCCAUGUGGGACGGGCAAGUAUGGAGGCGGCUGUGAGCAGGUCUGUGAGUGUCACAACGGCGGCAGCUGUCACCCUGCUACUGGCCACUGUUCCUGUACCCCGGGAUGGCUAGGUCCCAAGUGUGACGAGAAGGAUGGUGAAUGGCUUUCCUUCAUCACGGCUAGCGACCAGCGGGGACGGGCUGACAUCCCCGUCGAGCUUAGCUGAUUUCCCUGCUGACAGGAAAUGCUGUGAUGCUAUAAACUUACCUGAAAAAUGGACAAGUGAUGUGUUACUGGGAGGUGAACGUAACAGAGAAGCAACUCACCAUACAUCACUGCUUAUUGUGAUGAUGCCUCUGUGACUUUUUAUGUUUGCCAAAAGUUGAAGAAAAAACUUGUAUAUCAGUGGUUUUUCUCGUGUGAUUAUCAUUUCAUUAGGACUCGCUCAACAGCCAACGUCUGACUGUAGGGCCCUGGCAGAGGACUAAAAGUGCCUGGUCGCAGAGGUUGACACUUAUCUAUAUGUAACAAGGGUAAAAGAAAAGUUUAAUAUCAACUGUAUGACAGGUGAUUGUGUAGAAAAGCAAGGGAACUGGAACAAUCCAGGUUAAGAAUUUUUUAUGGUGAAAUUCUUCUGUAAAUCGUUAAUUUGAUUUUCGUUUAUUCUUUUAAUUUUAUGAUCUACUUGUAUGUUGAGGUGCUCCAUAUAUUUUGAUAAUAUAAUCAAUCAAGCAAAGAGAAAAAGGCCUAUGGUCUUAAAAUUAAUGUUAUCCUACCCUGAACUCUCUUAUUCUUAACGUAAUUUAUAGCAUGAUACGUGGCAGAGAUAAUAAUAAGUUUUCAGCCAUAUUGUGUAUUUGGGAGAAACCUGUACUUGAAGGAAAAGGGAAUUUUAUUCUCCGGUUCUUCCCUUCAUCCACUUCACGUACAAUACAGUAAAUUAUUCAUGUGGGUCAUUUACAAAAAGCUUGCUGUCGCCUGUUGCCUCCUGGACACCCACACACGGCUGUAUUGGCGCUUAUCUACUGAAUUACUAGUGCACGGAGGUAAACAUCUGGUCUUGGUAACAUUACUUGUUUAUUUUGUGUAAUUGAUAAAUACAACACGCAUAGCCCAAGGUGUUUGAGUGAUGCUAUGGAGUUAUUACUGACUGCGUAACACAAGUCAGCAGGUGUCAAGCCAAAGACACCCCGAGCUCAGGCGAUCAUCAUUAGUAGGCGGCCGUCCUGGUCUGAAAGUAAGGCAGUUUUUUAAUAAGUUUGAUUGACUGCUCAUGUAGCUCAGUUUUAAAGAUUAUAUAAAUAUAUAAGGAAUAAUUCAUUUUGUAUUCCACUCCUGGUCGAGUAUUGCGGGUAAACAGAAAGUGUGUGUACACACACUUAAGGCUGUCUGUCAGGUUCGAUGAUGCUGAAUGAUAAAUUACUAAUUUCGUUGUUUUGUUAAAUAUUAACUUAAGCCAUUGUCUAUAGUAGCCUUUUUUUUCUUUUUCAAUGCACAUUUGCUAUUUUGAAUUACAGCCUUUCGUUGGACAAAAUCUUAUUGUCUGUAGAUGUUUUCAGCUCGGUUACCAAUAGCUUCAAUGUAAGGGUUCAAGAGGACUUAUUUCUCUUUGGCCACGUAAGUGCCUUGAAAUUUUUUAUUUUUUAUUAGUUGAUAUUCGUGUUUAAUUAUGGUUCUUAUUAAAAGGUCUGUGGUGGGUGGAUUUUUCAGUCCUUCGCCAAAAUAAUUAAUAUUAUGCCAUCUCCGCAGCUCGCCCUUGGUUCACAUGUGGUCAUCAGACGUGUCCAUGAAUUAAUACUUAAGUAAGCACAGAAGGACUUAAAUGUACAAUAUGUACAGUGGAUUUAUGUAAAUUAUAUGUGAAGUGUUUUUAUUUCUUUUCUGGAUUUGCUCGAGUUAAUUUAUCCCAAUACAGAAGUUGCAUUAAUAUGACUUAUGACCAUCCACCAGUGUAAUCAAAUGCCUCCGAACCUAAAUGUAUUUAAAAUACCCAUAACUGUUGUUUAUGAUAACUGAAACCUUCACAAUUCAUUUGGAAAAUUGUUAUCAUAAAUGCUGGCAUGAAUAUUAUAUUGUAUUGUUCACUUGACGUGUCGUUUACCUUGUUAACAACUCAUUUGUCUCUAGAUAGCAAGUUGCCCGUUUUCGAAAACAAUGAAGUUCCCAAACUAUGGAUACCUGGCUUCUGGAGCCUACUUCAUUUAUCUUGAGGACAGUGUAUAAAGCUCUCUAUCAGUGGUGAAAGUAAGCUUUACUGAGUAUCGCAUUUGAGUGGGUUUCCAAUUCAGGACAGUAUGAUUUUAGUAAUUCACGGAGACAUGAGCAUCAACAUAGCUGUAUGUAGUAAUAAUUGUGGGACUUUAAUUAAAAACAUUAGAAUAAUGUCAUUACAAUAGUAUAUCAAUAUGUAGUUAAAGAGUAACCACUUUGCUCUACUGAGGUUUUGUUUUCAUUAAGCUGAAGUAUUGGUGUUCUUCCUUGGUAAGUUUUAUGUGAAGUCUCUGGAAUCGAUACUUUGGCAUCUACCUCUAAACUUCAGAAUUUUCUAGUUACCAAAAGAUCUCUUGACUGAACUACCAACUUAUUUUCCCAACCUUCCUCCUAUGAUAAAACUUUUAUCUUGCACCUGGAUGUAUGAAGUUAUUGUUUAGAAACCCUCACUCAUAGGAUUUAUAUGUAAUGAUGUAUAGCAAUAGAUGGAUAUCUUGGUCCUGUUUUGAAUUUGUACAUUAACACAAUAUUCCCAUAAAUUUAAUAAUAAAUAGUAUAUAUGACACAGCUAAGAGAUAGUGUCAUCAAUAAAUAUAUAUAAUGUGUAAAACCCUGAAGGGAAAAAACUGUAUGUACCCUGUAUAUAUCUUUGUAAAAAUAUUGUACAUCCUUUCAUCAUAAACUGUAUUAAUUUCAUGAUCUAGCAAUCUUGAGCCAGUUAAUUCCAACAAAUAUAUAAGUAAAUUAUGUCAAAUAUAUUACUGUAUAUGUAUAACUAAAACAACCUCUUGUCUGGGGUCGAAUCAAGGGCUACCAGGAUACGAUACCCAGGUGAUAAUCAUUCUACUACCAGCAAGUAAAAAAUCGCAUGUAAUCCGUGGUAGCUGAGUGGCUGUUGCCUGGGUCUUCAAACCUUGUAGUCCUGGGUUCAAACUUUAAUACCCUGUAAAUGGUUAUUUCCGUAGUAUAGUAUUUGUAUGCACGAAAAAUGCAUCUGCAUCAUCAUUGCCUCCGGAUUUUUCUGAGUUUAUUAGGUAUUCUAAAGCUUGGUAUACAGACUGACUGGCCAUUUCACAGAUCACUCCCACAUAUAGUGUUUAUGGUCGAGUAUGGUCAUGUAGGUUGGUGAAAAACUGGUCAGGAUUUUUAUUUGAUUAGUUUAUUAAAAUUUCUAUAAUAAUGUAUAUUGUUUUAGGACACUAAGAUCUUGUACUUACUGUGCUGUAAUUAAGUUUUAAUCUAAGCAUCUCGUGUAUCGUCACUCACAUGUAUUCUCAUUGUACUGCAGCUUACUUUUAUGUUUGUCUCACACUAUUGGUCUGGCAUAAUAAUAAGUACUUGUUACUUCUGUCAUGUAUUUUAUGUUGUCAAUUUAUUUUCAAGAAUCACUGCCAUAAGUUUAUAGCUUUAAUUAUAAAUUAAAUUUCUAUUAUCUUAAUCAAGGUUCUAAUUUAUACAGUGAUAAUAAAGAUUUUAAAGAUUUA
Molecule: messenger RNA, 8996 nt
Organism: Homarus americanus (American lobster)
Lineage: Eukaryota; Metazoa; Arthropoda; Malacostraca; Decapoda; Nephropidae
Product: multiple epidermal growth factor-like domains protein 6
Exons: 36
Coding region: 212-5527 (1771 amino acids)
Molecular function (GO): calcium ion binding; scavenger receptor activity
Source: RefSeq, a predicted model, not a curated record